AUGUUUACUUCCUUUAACUGUACUGUGUUCGACAUUCCGUUGACAUGGGAUCGGCAUCGUUUUGAAGCAUCACGUAAUAAAUGCCGACAAGCUCGAAAAUUGAUCGAUGCUAGUGUUAAUGCGCAAUUCAAUAAACAACUUCGAGAUGUUUUCUACGGAAAACUCGAUAUCGAAAAAAAUAUUCUGGAAAGUCAACAACGUCUGGCCAACCAAGAGAAAAAAGUUCGUGCGCUCGAUAAUCUAACUGAAGUAGCUGCACAAUCAUUGACUGAUUACUUCGAUAAGCGAAUGGAAACUGUCCGUGCAGCAAUACAAGAACAUUGUAAUGCUAUUCAGGAAAUUCUUCGAGAAGAAAAUGAUCAUUGGCAAGAAAUUCACUCUGCUAUCGAUCAGAAUUUGAUUACUUUGGAUGAUUUUCAUCCACCGAAGAAUACUGAUCAAGAAACUCCAUUAGCGAAUAUUCAUACAAUCGAUGAAGUCGAUGAAGAAGAACAUACUUCGAAAUUAUUGAAUGAUAAAACGGUGACACCACUUUUAACUCAAAUGAUUCGAAAAUCCCGAUUGUUAUCGAAUCGUUCUUCGAUAAGACGAUCGAAUCUUCCUCCAUCAACAGAAAAUUUGAUUCAAAGCAAAGAGGAACGAUUUAGUGUUAUGCUUCCUUUAAAUUCCGCACGCCGAACACUUCCUGUCGUCGAUACAACAUUUGUUGUGAAACUUGAAGAUUCAAAAUCAACUGAAUCAAAUCAAUCACACCAAGUUGAAAUGGAACAACCUGAACCUUUACCUGUGACGACCAUUAUUCCUAUUGAAUCUGUAGCAAUGACAACGGUCACGCCAAUCGAAUCGAUAUCUACUGCUGAAGUGGAAGCAUCGCCAAGUUAUUCUCAGCCGAAACCACCAGCACGGUUGUACUUUUCACCAACACUUCUCUUAGAUGAUGGCGACUCAGAACCUGUACAGCCUGUUCUUUCGACUAUUGAUCAAAAUCAAUCAAUUAAUAUUAAACCAAAAAUUGCAGCGCGUCGAUUCGGUCAAACAUUUUUACUUGACAAUGUCAAAACCGAAGAAAUCGAUAAGAGUCAAGAUACAGAAAACAUUCGACCCAAUAUUUCAGACGAAAUACCAUUUCUUAUUCAUUCAGAUCCGACAUUGUUACCGGAGAAGCAAACUUUAAAUGAGUCCAAUCAUCCUCAAUUGGAGAUUGCUGACAUUCAGAAAUCCAUUAUUUACACGAAACGACGAACACAUGCUGUUGCUGAACCAAAAGCUAAUCCAGAACCUGUUCAUAUGACACGGCGUACAGCACGAAAACCAAAGCCAACAGUGGAAACUGAAUCAAUUAAACGUCCAGCUCGAAAGCGUAAACAAUCGGUAGCGGAUCUCGAUGAUGGAAACACGAAUACCGUUGCUUUACCAAAGAAGAAAGCUAGUCGAGCUAAAACAAAAAGUACCACAAGAAAACCAAGAGCAAAAAAGGAGAAAGAAAUACCGAUUCGUGAACCAUCACCAUUACCAAUUAUCGAUCGAUCAAAACAUUAUUCAACACGUUUUUCUACACGCUCGCAUCGAUUGAAUAAUCGAACUUUAUCGACAAUAGCUACGUUAAGCGAAGAUGAAAUUCAAAGCAAACCAAAACGAUCUCGUACCAAAUCGACAAAACAUGAUGCUGAGCCAGUCGUUAAGAAACCUCGUGCGAAAAAAGCUAAGGAUGAAACGAAAACUCGCGCUAAAUCAAUGAUUACUACACGGAAUCGGAAGAAAUAG
This is a messenger RNA of Adineta ricciae, 1764 nucleotides long. NCBI's taxonomy places the organism in Eukaryota, Metazoa, Rotifera, Eurotatoria, Adinetida, Adinetidae. The record is from the annotation of a GenBank genome assembly.